Messenger RNA from Paramuricea clavata, 1122 nucleotides. The record is from the annotation of a GenBank genome assembly. Lineage: Eukaryota; Metazoa; Cnidaria; Anthozoa; Malacalcyonacea; Plexauridae.
UCACAUUUACAUGACGUACUUCGCAGGUUGAAAAACAUGGCGGAUUUGAAAUUGUGUUUAAUUAAUAUAGUUCAAUAUUUUGUAAGUACUAUGGUACAUGUAUGUAUUUUGAUGAUUAAAUAAUAAUAUUAUGUACUAAAUCAUGUUUUUUUCUAGGGUAAACAUGUCUGAUAGUGAUGGCUUCACGUUAGUAAAAUAUAAAUAUCCAAAACAAAAUAAGUUUAAGAAGAAAAAUGGAAAUCUCAAAGAUUUUUCAACUUUUGCACCAACGUCCAAAAACGAUAAACAGUUCGACCUUGUCUUGAACAAUAUAAAUGAAUACAAAAUUGAGCUACAGGACAGUCCAUUUUAUAAAGAACUUAUUUCAUCAGUGUCAAAAAUACUUUCAACAAAUUCUGAGAAAAUUUCUAUAAAAUUCCAAGAUUUUGUGUGCUAUGGAAUUGGGAAAAUAUCAGAAUGUCCGACGUCUAGAUACCAGUUUGCGUUAUUGGUGUUGCUAUGGCAACAAUUCAAGCCUUCUGGGAAGUGUUCUAUCUAUGAUCCUGUUUUUGGAAAUCUUGACCAACAAAUUUGUGAACAUUUUGAACUGGAGUUAAUUGCUAGAAACGAGGAAGCAAAGCGAAAAGUUUCACAGAAAACUUUGUUUUUUGUACCACAUGGUGGUAAGCCACUUUAUAAUAAUAUUCUCUGGGCAAAUUGGGGUGCUGGCUUGGAAAAUGUUGUCAUUUUUGGAAAUAGUUUCACAAGUUAUCAAGAACGAAUACCAUCACGUCAACUUGAGAUUGAAGCAAGGUAUAUAGCUCAGAUUGUGCCGGUAACGCAUGAAAUUAGGUUGCGAUGCUUGUUUCAUGAUGAUGAUGUAUUCAAUGAUAUGUCAUUGCAUCAUUUUGUGGCUGAUGAACUUCGUGAGCAACCAUCUUCAUUCUGGCAAGACUGCAAGGAACCAAUUUAUGAAGAUAAUAACAUGGAAAUCAUUUUGAAUGUAGCAUAGUUUGGUAUUUUGUCACGAAAUAUAACCUUUACAAACAGUGGUCACACUUUUGAUUAUGGCAUCUCUCGAAUACAGACAUCUCUCCAAUACAGACACCUACCUCUUUAAAUACAGACACCUCUCUAAUACAG